Molecule: messenger RNA, 8080 nt
Organism: Colletes gigas
Lineage: Eukaryota; Metazoa; Arthropoda; Insecta; Hymenoptera; Colletidae
Gene: dnc
Product: cAMP-specific 3',5'-cyclic phosphodiesterase
Exons: 14
Coding region: 3388-6411 (1007 amino acids)
Biological process (GO): signal transduction
Cellular component (GO): perinuclear region of cytoplasm; cytosol; nucleus
Molecular function (GO): 3',5'-cyclic-AMP phosphodiesterase activity
Source: RefSeq, a predicted model, not a curated record
UAGGUUUGUCAGUCUCCAAAUACUAGGAUCGUAUUUCAAUUUCACAAAAAAAUACAUUCAGUUACAUUGUGAAUCACAAAACAUUGCUUGUGAAAAUUCUCCAAUUACUAUUGUGUCUUUUGGAAAUAAAUUGCAAUAGAAAUGACUGACACUAUAAUCUGAAGUUAUCAGACUCCAAAUACUAAAAUUACAUUUCGAUGUCACAAAAAAUUACACAGUUACAUUGUGAACUCCAAAAUAUUGCUUGUGACAAUUCUCCAUUUUCUCGUUGAGUGAAAUAUUGUUAAUAUAAAAGUGUAAAUGGGGUUGCCAUUUUACAAAUACUAAUAUUUCAUUUCACUAUCACAAAGAAAUACACAAAGUUACAUUGUGGACCACAAAACAUUGUUUGUGAAAAUUCUACAUUGCCUAGCUCUGUGAAAGAUUGUUAAAAUUGAAGGGUAAUUGGGGUUGUCAGUUUCCAAAUACUAAAAUUUCAUCGGAAUUUCACAAAGAAAUACACACAGUUACAUUGUGAACUCUAAAAUAAUGUUUGCAAAAAUUCUGCAUUUUCUGAUUCUGUGAAAGAUCAUUAAAAUCGAAGAAUAAUUGGGGUUGUCCGUUUCCAAAUACUAAAAUUUCACAAAGAAAUACACUCAGUUUCAUUGUGAAUCACAAAACAUUGCUUGUGAAAAUUCUCUAAUACUCUUCCAUAUUUUGCAAAUACUCUACAUCUGGUGUAAUCAAUUGUAAUUCAGUUUGUCAAUUUCCAAAUACCAAAAGCUCAAAAAAAUACACAAUAUUGUUCACAAAUAAAUUGCAACAGUAAGAACUGACUCUGUGUCUAGGGUUAUCAAUUGUAAUUGGGAUUGUGAGUUUCCAAAUACUAAGAUCACAUUUAAAUUUCACAAAAAAAUACUCUCAGUUACGUUGUGAAUCACAAAACAUUGCUUGUGAAAAUUCUCUAAUUACUCUUGCAUUUUUCACAAAUAAAGAAAUUGCAAUAGAAACGAACUACGUCUGGUGUUAUCAAUUAUAAUUCAAUUUGUCAAUUUCCAAAUUCCAAAACCUCAUUUCAGUUCCCCUCAAACAAAUAAAAAAAAUACACAAUAUUGUUCACAAAUAAAUUGCAAUAGUAAGGACUGACUCUGCGUCUAGGGUUGUCAAUUAUCAUUAGGUUUGUCAGUCUCCAAAUACUAGGAUCGUAUUUCAAUUUCACAAAAAAAUACAUUCAGUUACAUUGUGAAUCACAAAACAUUGCUUGUGAAAAUUCUCCAAUUACUAUUGUGUCUUUUGGAAAUAAAUUGCAAUAGAAAUGACUGACACUAUAAUCUGAAGUUAUCAGACUCCAAAUACUAAAAUUACAUUUCGAUGUCACAAAAAAUUACACAGUUACAUUGUGAACUCCAAAAUAUUGCUUGUGACAAUUCUCCAUUUUCUCGUUGAGUGAAAUAUUGUUAAUAUAAAAGUGUAAAUGGGGUUGCCAUUUUACAAAUACUAAUAUUUCAUUUCACUAUCACAAAGAAAUACACAAAGUUACAUUGUGGACCACAAAACAUUGUUUGUGAAAAUUCUACAUUGCCUAGCUCUGUGAAAGAUUGUUAAAAUUGAAGGGUAAUUGGGGUUGUCAGUUUCCAAAUACUAAAAUUUCAUCGGAAUUUCACAAAGAAAUACACACAGUUACAUUGUGAACUCUAAAAUAAUGUUUGCAAAAAUUCUGCAUUUUCUGAUUCUGUGAAAGAUCAUUAAAAUCGAAGAAUAAUUGGGGUUGUCCGUUUCCAAGUACUAAAAUUUCACAAAGAAAUACACUCAGUUUCAUUGUGAAUCACAAAACAUUGCUUGUGAAAAUUCUCUAAUUCUCUUCCAUAUUUUGCAAAUACUCUACAUCUGGUGUAAUCAAUUGUAAUUCAGUUUGUCAAUUUCCAAAUACCAAAAGCUCAAAAAAAUACACAAUAUUGUUCACAAAUAAAUUGCAACAGUAAGAACUGACUCUGUGUCUAGGAUUAUCAAUUGUAAUUGGGAUUGUGAGUUUCCAAAUACUAAGAUCACAUUUAAAUUUCACAAAAAAAUACUCUCAGUUACGUUGUGAAUCACAAAACAUUUCUUGUGAAAAUUCACCAAUUACUCUUGCAUUUUUCACGAAUAAAGAAAUUGCAAUAGAAAUGAACUGGUGUUAUCAAUUUUAAUUCAGGUUAUCAAUCUCCAAAUACCAAAAACUAAUUUUCCCCCCAAAAAAUAAAAAAACUACACAAUUUCAUUUUUCACCCUGCAACAUUGCCUCUAAAAACUUCCCCUAAAAACUAAAAAAAUACACAAUAUUUUUCACAAAUAAAUUGCAGUAGUAAAGACUAACUUCUAUGUCUGAGGUUGUCAGUUUCAAAAUACUAAAAUCACAUUUCAAUGUCACAAACAAAUACCCUGAAAUACCCUGCAAUACCUAACUCAACGUCUGUUGCAAUCAAUUGUAAUUCAAUUUGACAGUUUCCAAAUACCAAAAACUCAUUUCACUUCCUCUCAAAAAACUCAAAAAAAAUACACAAUUCUAUUUUUCACCCUGCAACACUGCCUCCAAAAAUCCUCCACUACCUAUCAGAUAUCCUCCAUUUGCUUUCCUCAAAACUUGCUUAAAAUCGACUCCCCAAUCACUGUAAUGAACUUGUAAAUACAUGGGGGGUUCCCAAAUCAGCCCCCAAUAUAUACACUCGCCACCCAACGACUCGCCCUCUCGAGGUGGAUUCCCGAGGUUGCCCAUCCCCGAUCGCGCAGCGACUGUCCGCAUUCUCUGUCACCGGCACGACUCUAGCUACGAGGCCAAAGCCGCGUCGAGCGGCCAGAGAGAGCACACACACACACCCACAGAGCGAGAGAGAGCGCCAGUGGGUGAGCACGACGCUGGUCUGGGUUCGCAGGAGGGCAGGUCGACGCUGCUAGUCUCUCAGUCGAACACCACGCGCGACCUCGAGCGGACCACGACACCGCUCGACCCGCGAUUCCCUGCGUCAGUGCAUCCUGGAUCGCGGUGCGUCGAUCCUGGAUCGUGGAUCCAUCCCUGCACGCUCGUGUCUCGUGUUUCUCGCGGGGGACGAUGAGAGUCCGGAAGUGUCAUGUGAGUUGUCGGUGCAUACUGAGGAGGAAGUCGCGGCUCCGUCCGUUUUGGUGAUGUGCGCGGGGUCAGGGGACUAGGAAAGGAUAGUAGAGCAAACCGGAUAACAGAUUCGAGAAGAAAUCCUGCAGGAAUCAGGAAUCAGGAAUCUAUUAUCCUCAGACAGUAAUUGCAGAGAUCACAGUGUCGGAGGUAACUCGAGAGGACGUGUGAUUGAAAUGUGAAUCUUCUGAGAAACCCUCGACUUACCGACGGUCGAUAAGGAAGGGCAAAAGGAUCUCGAAGGGUAAAGAAGACUCGUAAAAAUGGACGACGACGAUACCGACGAGAAACGAGAGUCGUUGACCUUGGUGAACACACUGUCUCGCAAGGAGAUCAAGACGAAAACCCUGGUGACCUCUCGAUUCACUUCUAGAACCUCCACGUUAACGUCUUUACGGCCCAACUCGACAGAGGACUCCGACACUAUGGAGGGCGCCUCAGAGAACGAAGCAGAGAACAUUCCCAAGGACGACGAGACGCCAGAGCCUCUGGUCACCGACGAAAAAGGCAACAGGAUCUCAGGUGGCGAUCGACACUCGUUGGACGUUCCCGAGGAGGCAGAGUCCCUGCUGCUGAGACGCCAGGUGAUGAAUGCCAGCCUCAAAGUGGAGGAGUCCAGACUAUCUGGGCCCUCUGGUGUUCGUAUCGGACUGUUGAACAAAACUGCUAGGUCGUCGUCCAGCGAGGAGGAGUACCAGCCAGAGGUGAAGAGCCUGUCCACCUUGCACAAGCAGCAACACCACCAGCAACAGCACCUCCUGACGACAGUGAGCGGUGGGCAAAUCACUGCCAGGUCCAUGGAGAGCCUGAGGACCUCGAAGAACUUCCUCAGCGCAGAGGAUCGCUACACAGACGACUCCAAGUCCCUGGAGUCACUGUCUCUAUCCUCUGAAUCUCACGUGACCGGGUCCAGAACCCACUACAGAAGCUUCCUGACCUCCUCCACGAAGGACGUGAGGAAGAUCGUGACCGUAGAGUCCAGAAGCAGCGAUAAUCUUCACAGAGAGGAGAGCCUGAACGCUGAGGUCAGACGCGGCUUGUUCGCCAACACAGGCUUGGAGAGGAAGAUCCCUCAACACCUGAGCCUACCACCGCCCACCAACGUGUUCUCGUUGACCAGCCCCGGUGGCAGCGAUCGAAAGAUCACUAUACUGAGCCCCCACUCGCCGUUACAGUCCACGGAGUUUCAGUUCGCGUGCCAGACGCUCAAGACCAGACGCAAGAAGGCUAUCGUUCUGCCGAGGUUGGUGUUGCCCAGAAGCGAUUCCGAGGUCUUUUUAGAUUUCGAUGUGGAAAAUGGCGCCUCGACACUGGACGCUGGCGCUGGCGGCGGCGGUGGCGCCUCACCGAGCGCUGGCCUCGUCCUCCAAACUCUGCCACAACGGAGAGAGAGCUUCCUCUACCGCAGCGACAGCGAUUUCGAGAUGUCGCCGAAAUCAAUGUCGCGCAACAGUUCGAUCGCCAGCGAAAGGUUCAAAGAGACCGAGCUUCCUGUUGAGCGAGCGAUAUUUACCGAUCAGUUUAGCCAUGGCGAGGAGCUCAUCGUCACGCCAUUCGCGCAGGUACUUGCAUCUCUGCGCUCGGUCAGGAACAACUUCGUGUCGCUCACAAAUGUACCGCCAAACAAAUCGCGAAGGAGUAGCGGCGCGCAGGGCAGCAGCACGCCACAGCCACGAAUAUUGGCACCAGGAGAGGAGCCGUAUCAGAAGCUGGCGGUGGAAACGAUGGAGGAGCUGGACUGGUGCUUAGAUCAGCUGGAAACCAUUCAGACGCAUCGAUCUGUGUCGGACAUGGCCUCCCUCAAGUUCAAACGUAUGCUCAACAAGGAACUCUCCCACUUCUCGGAGUCCUCAAAAUCUGGCAACCAGAUUUCAGAAUACAUCUGCAACACCUUCCUUGACAAGCAGGAGGAGUUGGACUUGCCGUCUUUGAGAAUUCAGGAUGGAGGUGCAACAACAGGCACCGCAGAUGCUCGGGCGGCCAAGAAGAAGGACCGCGCUGAGAGAGGCCCAGCCGCCAUGUCUCACAUAAGCGGUGUCAAACGACCACUCACGCACACAAACAGCUUCACAGGGGAGCGUGUACCACUCUAUGGCGUUGAGACAGCUCACGAAGAAGAACUUGGCAAGCUUCUGUCAGACAUCGACAAGUGGGGCAUCGAUAUCUUCAGGAUAGGCGAGCUGAGCGGCAACAGGCCAUUGACGUGCGUCGCCUACACAGUCUUCCAGAGGCGAGAUCUACUCAAAUCCUUGGGCAUACCGCCGAAGACCUUUGUGACCUUCAUGAUGACCCUCGAGGAUCAUUACGUCAAGGACAAUCCCUUCCACAAUAGCCUCCACGCAGCCGACGUGACCCAAUCCACCCACGCUCUGCUCAACACGCCCGCACUCGAGUCCGUGUUCACGCCAUUGGAAAUUACCGCAGCUCUAUUCGCGGCCACCAUUCACGACGUGGAUCAUCCUGGACUUACCAAUCAGUUCCUCAUCAAUUCGAGCUCCGAGCUCGCCCUGAUGUACAAUGACGAAUCCGUUUUGGAAAAUCACCACCUGGCAGUGGCGUUCAAGCUCCUCCAGAACGAGGGCUGCGACAUAUACGUCAGCAUAACGACGAAACAACGUCGAACCCUCCGCAAAAUGGUGAUCGACAUGGUCCUGUCGACGGACAUGUCCAAGCACAUGUCUCUGCUGGCGGACCUGAAGACCAUGGUGGAGACGAAGAAGGUGGCCGGGUCUGGUGUUCUCCUCCUGGACAACUACACGGACCGUAUCCAAGUUCUGGAGAACCUGGUGCACUGCGCCGACCUGUCCAACCCGACGAAACCGUUGCCGCUUUACCACCGGUGGGUCGGUCUGCUGAUGGAGGAGUUCUUCCUCCAAGGUGAUCGCGAACGCGAACUGAACAUGGACAUCAGCCCCAUGUGCGAUCGUCACAACGCAACGAUCGAGAAGUCGCAGGUCGGCUUCAUCGAUUACAUCGUUCAUCCUCUCUGGGAGACAUGGGCGGACCUGGUGCACCCGGACGCGCAGGAAAUUCUGGACACUCUCGAGGAUAACCGCAGCUCCUACUUGUCGAUGAUCCCUCCGUCGCCGCCGUCCGACGAUCAGCAACAACUUCAAGGACACGACCAGCAGUCUGACAGAAUACACUUCCAGGUGACACUGGAAGAGGGUGACGAGACUGGUGACGUGACAGAGACAGGGGACACGAGCGGAGCGGCCGAGACGACCCUGCCCAGCGAAGAAGGGGGCGGUGAGAUGGAUGAGAGCGCCGCGGAGGCUGGAAUGUGACGGAGGCUCGCGGGUAUUUGCAGGAAGCUCCACGAGAAGGUGCAGCAGACCUGGUGGCGCGUGCGUCAGUGACGUCUAGUUCACUGUCGCCAGCCGGGUCUCUUUGUGUCGACCUAUCGACCUUUGGCCAAGCUCCACUCCCUGGAACGGUGGAAGAAGCCGCCUACUUGGGAUGAAAGGCGGCGGGCAAGGAUACGAGGGGAACGUGUCUAGUCGCUCUGCCAGCUAGUUUCGUCGGAUCCGGAUAACGCAAAAGGGUAUUUGUUCCGAUGCGUCGAGGAACGAUAAGAACGAAGGAACGAAGGAAAACGGGGAGAAACAAUCGAAAGUGACACACACACACACAGGACGAGGAGGACAGCCUCUCGCACGUUUUUGUGAUCGUUUCCUCCUCGCUGACGCGGGUCUCAGGACGAGGAACGGUCCUCGAUCGCUGCACUUCGGCUGGCUCGAAGCGUACCGAGAGCGUCGAGUGUGAUAUCCUCGCUUCGCGAUGGAGAGGAGCAUCGUCGUCGUUACCAUUAUCGCCCCUUUUCUUUGCCCCGUUUGUCGUUCGAUCGCAUCCACCCACCCCCCUCCCUGAACCCACUGCGUGUAUCCGAGGCUCGAAGGAGGGGACGAAUCUCUUCACGAAGUACCUGGUGUACGAGACGGACAGAUCACGAGGACUGAUUGUAUCAGGAGUAUUUUAAACACGAGACUCGAGGGAUGCAAGGGAAUCUCAAUUCGCAGCGACAGGAUCCUUACUGACAUAUCAAUUGCAUGGUACAAGCUGCGCGGCCGGUGCCGCCAUCUUCUGUGCAGCCAGCUGAACCCCUCGUCGAGCAAGCGGAAGCACUCGAAUCUCGUUAGUCGAAUUAUUGGAUCGCUCGAUGCGGGUCAAAGCGUUUCCUCGAUGGAAACGCUGUCGAGGAGGGCCCAACCACGGACCAGAAAGUACGAAGUAGGCCAAAAAUUGUAAUAAACAAGUACAAAGAAUGAAUGGGAAUCGUGAUGAUGAACUCGAGGAGGGGAUAAUUCGUCAACUGAACAGAAGACUUUAGAGGAACAUUAGCAAUCGCGCUUCACGUUUAUCCUUGGUUCUCCGAUGAGUACCUCGACAACGAUCGUUAGAGGAACCAAGCAGCAUGCCUAACCGUAAGAUUUCAACCCGUGCUCGCUGACUAGUGCGUAGAGGAGGUCGUAAAACGGUGAAUCGGAGAUGGAGAGCCGGUAGUAGUUGUCGCCGCGAUUUUUAGAGACGCAGAGCUACGUGUCGGAACGUGGAACGAGCGAACGGACGAUUAAUUUUAAUAUAGAACUUGCGCUAAAGGCUGGCCUUUCAUUUGGGUUCUUCAUAUUAAAAUUAUCGUGCAGCGAUGUUCUUCUCGCGACGUUCACACACACACACACAACACACACGCACACGCUUCACACGAGGACACCGACGAUUUAAUUUUUAACCAAAGAGUAAUGUUAAUCACCGUGGAUGAAGAAAGACACGAUUCUUCGAAAGAAAAGAGAGAGAAGAAAAAAAACGAAACACACAUUUCCGCGCGAGUAAUCAUCGCACGUUUUGGCUUCUAGCGAUGGUAGAUGUAGGGGAUCGUAAUCCGUGAACAAAGUGAAAAUUAAUUAGGUAGGACAUUGCAGCUCGAUGUGUUACUAAAAUAAAUAAAUAAUAACGAUA